AUGAAUACAAGAAAGAUCUGCUUCUAUUGCCUCACAGCAGUACUACUAACUGCUGCUGGAGCUGUGGGCGGUGGACUGCCCGAUGCCGCGGAAGUUGGCGGCAAUGCGUGGCGCAGUGCUGAUGCUAUGCACCCCAUUCAGUCUGAAAUGCAACCCUAUGUGCGGGAGAUGGUUGCCCACGCCUUUGACUCGUACAUCAAGUACGCGUUCCCCAAGGAUGAGCUGCGCUCUGUUAGUGGGACGGGCAAGAACACCAUGGGUGGCUACGGUUGGACCCUCAUUGACUCGCUUGACACGCUGGCGGUAGCCGGUUUCCACACGGAGUUCCGUCGUUACGCGAGAUGGGUGGAAGAAAAUGUGAAUUUCGACAUUGAUGUCUCGGUCUCACUCUUCGAGACAACGAUUCGAGCCCUUGGGGGACUGCUUGCGGCGCACUUCAUGUAUGAGGAGGGUGUGGUGGAGGUUGUUCCCACGGAACACAACUACACGGGUGGACUGCUGCGACUCGCCGCGGACUUGGGGAACCGGAUGCUUCCGUGCUUCAAUACUUCUACGGGGAUACCGUAUGGUUCCUUCAACCUUCGACACGGUGUGAGUCGAACAGAGACACCGAUUGCAAGUACUGCUGCUGCUGGUACUCUGUUGCUGGAAAUGACUGUUCUCUCUGCACUCACAGGUGACGACAGAUACAUGCGCGCCUCCCGCCGUGCCUCUGAAGCUCUUUUCGCUGCUCGAGACUCUCACACUGAUUUGAUGGGAAAUCACAUCAACGCCAUGAGUGGCAGGUGGUCCUUUACUGAAUCCCAUGUUAGUGGUGACAUUGACAGUGCAAUUGAGUACUUCAUCAAGGCGCACAUUAUUUCAGGGGACAUGGGUGAUUGGGAGCGUUUCGAGCGUUCGGUGCGUGCGAUCAAUCGCUACAUCCGGAAGGGUGGGAUGCUAACAUUCGUCAGCAUGAGGGACGGCAGUCGGAUUAGGUCUACACACGAAUCCUUGGCCUCAUUCUUCCCGGGUAACCUGCUUCUUGGUGGUCAUAACAUGGAGGCUGUGGAGAGCUGCUGGCCAAUUCACAGCAUCUUCAAGCACUUUGGGGGCCUGCCGGAGUCAUUUUCUUUGGAAACUGAGCGUACACACAGCUGGAAUAAUGCCUAUCCACAGCGUCCUGAGCAUGCGGAGUCGGUGUACAUGCUGUAUCGCGCGACCCGAGAUCCUGUGUAUCUCGUAAUGGGAAGAGAGCUGGUGCUGGCGAUUAAUCUGCGGAUGCGCACUCCGUAUGGAUUCUCGUCGCUGCGUGACGUGAACCACCCCCACCACGAUGGACGGCACGAGGACUUAAUGGAGAGCUUCAUGCUAGCGGAGACACUAAAGUACCUGUACCUGCUGUUUGACGAGUGCAAUGUGAUACAUGUUCAGGGAAGGGCUCCUGGCAGCAUCCCGUCAUACUGUUCCACCAUGCCGAGGCGUGGUAGCGAGACGAGGCACGUGGGGUGGUUGUUCAAUACGGAGGCGCAUCUGUUCCCUAACACGGCCGAGUGGUGGGGACCGUUGCCUGCAGCCGAUGCGUUGGAGCGUGAAGAAGUGACAGCUGAUAUACUACAUCGUAAACGACUGAGUGUCAUUGACGAGUUGCUUCGUGGUCUCGAUGCUUCUGACGCGAAUCAUAAGGAGGAUGCUGAAGCGGAUGUUUUUCCACACCGUUUCUACUGUGCCAACCAUGCGAUAAGCGAUAUAGAGAGAAUUUCCAGAUUCAUAUUUCGGUAA
Molecule: messenger RNA, 1761 nt
Organism: Trypanosoma theileri
Lineage: Eukaryota; Euglenozoa; Kinetoplastea; Trypanosomatida; Trypanosomatidae
Product: putative mannosyl-oligosaccharide 1,2-alpha-mannosidase IB
Exons: 1
Coding region: 1-1761 (586 amino acids)
Biological process (GO): carbohydrate metabolic process; mannose trimming involved in glycoprotein ERAD pathway; endoplasmic reticulum mannose trimming
Cellular component (GO): membrane; endoplasmic reticulum
Molecular function (GO): calcium ion binding; mannosyl-oligosaccharide 1,2-alpha-mannosidase activity
Source: RefSeq, a predicted model, not a curated record